AAACAAUGACGUCACAUAGCAUAAUUCUGGGAGUCGACGGCCGCCGAGCGAGAUGCCCAUCCUUACCUUCAUCGCACGCGUCUCCGAUGGCAUGAUCCUCGUGGCCUCGAUGGAGUCCACGGGCGACUACCACGACAACCUUGACACGUACAAGCAGCAGGGCAAGCAAAUCAUGAAGAAGCUCAACCAGCGGUCACCGACCAAGUGCAGUAUCGAGUCGGGCCCGUACUGCUUCCACUACCUCAUCGAGGAGGGCAACUGCUACCUUACGUUUUCGGACAAGAACUACCCGAAGCGCCUUGCGUUUUUGUACCUGGAGGAAAUCCAUGCUGGUUUUGUCGACGAGCUGCAGCGGGACCACGGAGACAACUGGCGAGACACGGUCACGACAAUUGCGCGGCCGUAUGCGUUCAUCAAGUUUGACAAGUUCAUCCAGCGCAAACGCAAGGAGUACACGGACCCCAGCUCCUCCCAGAACAUGUCCAAGGUCAACAACGACCUCGCAGAUAUCCACAACGUCAUGCGCAAGAACAUCCAAGAAGUGCUCAACCGCGGCGAAGCCAUUGACCGCGUCUCACAAAUGUCGUCCAACCUUGCGGACCGCUCGAAGGACUUCAAGUGGGGCGCCAAGAAGCUGAGCCUUCAGGCCAUGUACCAAAAGUACGGCCCACUGGUCGCGAUCGGUCUCUUCAUCGUGCUCGUACUCUACUUCAAGUUCUUUUAAAGGACACAAGAGCAAACCAUCGACGACUAGACUCACUAACGUAUCACAAAACCCGAUGAUCGUAUAAGGACGAAGGCUACUUGCUCAGUGUUGCUAGUACUUGGCCACGUGCGCGACCAUUGUUC
Saprolegnia diclina VS20 is the source of this 849-nucleotide messenger RNA. RefSeq lists its product as hypothetical. Gene Ontology annotation, molecular function: SNAP receptor activity. The transcript has 8 exons. The record is from RefSeq and is a predicted model, not a curated record. Gene Ontology annotation, cellular component: endoplasmic reticulum membrane; ER to Golgi transport vesicle membrane; endoplasmic reticulum-Golgi intermediate compartment. Bases 53 to 724 code for a protein of 223 amino acids. NCBI's taxonomy places the organism in Eukaryota, Oomycota, Saprolegniomycetes, Saprolegniales, Saprolegniaceae. Gene Ontology annotation, biological process: endoplasmic reticulum to Golgi vesicle-mediated transport; retrograde vesicle-mediated transport, Golgi to endoplasmic reticulum; vesicle fusion with Golgi apparatus.